Trichoderma citrinoviride is the source of this 2604-nucleotide messenger RNA. RefSeq names its product sulfatase. The coding region runs from base 1 to 2604 and encodes 867 amino acids. NCBI's taxonomy places the organism in Eukaryota, Fungi, Ascomycota, Sordariomycetes, Hypocreales, Hypocreaceae. The record is from RefSeq and is a predicted model, not a curated record. The transcript has a single exon.
AUGGAGCCGCCCGCUGGCAGUCGGCUCGAUGCUUCGCCCUCUCCCUCACACCACCUCGGCGUGACGCGCAGCUUUGCACACGCCGUUGCCUCACGCCUGACCCGUCGACGAUAUGUCGCCAAUGUCGUCUCCCGCUUUGCCAACCGCCGCUUCGCCUUUGCCGUCGCGACAGUCUCCAUAUACAGCGCCAAGGGCGUCCACAUCUAUACACAUCUAUCUUCAUUACCCCUCGUCCACCUGGUGCGAUGGGGGUAUUCUUUCUUUGCGCAGGACGUUACGCUGUUGGUCCUCGUCCGGCUGCUGCUUGACCCUUGGUUGACGGAGGGCACUGGCUGGUUGCGCACUGCGACGAUGACUAUGGCAUCCAUAAUCCUCACAUAUCUCAUCACCGUAGGGGUUGUGACAGUCACCUUCUUCGCUGUGUGCGGCUCUGAGAUCCAUUGGCGCAACAUUGGCCUGGCGGGCGACGCCUCCUCCUUCGCAAUGUUCCUCUCCGGUCUUGCGUCGCUGGUCCUGGUGCUUUUCACCGUGCUGUUCGUCGCCUGCAUCAUGCAAGACAUUUGCUACGUCGCCGCGGGCAUAGCCACCGACAUCCUCAAGUGGCCUAUUUCUUUUGCUCUGCGCCGUUCUUCAUCCUCGGCAGCCACUUACUCCCAGGUUCCUCAGCUCGACGUCGAACUUGCCAACACAUUUGAUGAUCUGGAGGACGACGAGGAUUUCUGCAACAUGAAAAGCAAGACGUCAGUCACCAUUCUGAGGCGGCUGCUCUACGUCUUCAUCGGCUGCGCACUUCUUACCCAUGUUGUGCUGAUUCUCAUUCGGCCAAACGAGAGUGCCUUGAACUUCUUAUCCUGGACUCCAGCGCUUCUUCCCUUUGUCGAUUUCUCCUUUUCGUCUCCCAGUCUAGACCAUCUCGAGCCCGUUUACAAUACCGGCAUCGGGCGCUCCUGGGACAAUCGCACUGCCUUGACCGAUCCCGUGUCUUUCCCCUGGCUUCCACGGAGGCACAUUCCUGGAUUUGGAGACUGGUACAAGAACCACAAGCAUUACAAUGCUGCUGCGGAUCCUCUCAAGAUCUCCAACCUGCAGGACUCGCUUCUUCCAGCGCUGGAGGAUAAGCUCGCCGACGUGCCGAUCCGCCAUGUCAUGCUCAUUCUCCUCGAAAGCACGCGAAAGGAUGUCUUUCCGUUGAAGAAGGAUGGCCUUAUCUGGAAUCGCCUGUCCAAUUCAUACAGCAACGGGACCUUACCCGAAGAAGCUCAAGCCAUGCUCGCUGGCCUCACCUCCAACGCCAAUUAUAUCACGGGCGACUAUAACGACGGAUUCGAACACAAAAGCAAGAAGAAGCGGGGUGGCAUCAGCUUCAGUAACGCCCUCACCACUGCUACCUAUACCAUCAAGAGCAUCGUCGGCACAAUGUGCGGUCUUACGCCGCUCAUGGCAGAUUUCAACCUGGAGUACCUCCACCACUUUUAUCAGCCAUGCUUGCCCCAGGUUUUCGACGCCCUCAACAAGCUGGACAAUGACGAUGCCGAUGCCGACAAAGAGGGCGCCAAGGAUUUUACGUCAUUCAAAUGGCACUCUACCUUUAUGCAGUCUGUCACCAAAAACUACGAUAGAUAUGUGCCUCUUCUGUCCUCCAUGGGCAUAUCCCCCGACAACCUCGUCUCCAAAGAAUACCUCAAGAGUCGUUUUGCAAAGUUUGGUCCCGUCGACCUGCCAGACAUUAACUACUUCGGCAUGGCCGAUAUCGCCGUCGAGGACUACAUUCGCGACGCCUUCGUCCAGGCCAAGAAGAAGAACGAGCGGGCCUUUGUCACUCACCUAACUAGCACCAGCCAUCAUCCGUUUGCGAUCCCGGCCGAUGAGCCAUACACACCCCUAGGUAGUGGCUUGGACGAUAUUUCCCACUAUAUCAAUGCCAUUGGCUACGAUGACCGAUGGUUGGGCAAGAUCAUGAAGAUCCUGGACGAGGAGGGCGUUGCCGACGAGACUCUUGUAGUGUUUGUUGGCGAUCACGGAGUGUCGAUGCCUGAGAAUAACAUCCUGGCGCCCUAUUACAAUCCCAACAUUGGCACUCUUCGCGUGCCUCUGGUCUUUUCGCACCCAAAGUUGCCGGCAAUCGAAGUCGACGACGCAAUCAUCUCGUCGCAGAUUCUCCCCACCAUCCUCGAUCUGCUUCGCGAAACCGGUUCGCUCUCCAAGUCGCAGACGCGUGCCGCUUCGGACCUGGUCCAAAACUAUGAAGGCCAAUCGCUCAUUCGGCCAGUCCAUACUUCCAACAACGAAACCGGCCAGGGCAACUGGCAAUUUACCGUCGUCAAUCCGGGUCGCGCCAUGCUGAGCAUCCGCGACGCUCGUCAGCCUGACUGGCACCUCGUCGUGCCCAUCAUCGACAAUGUCGAGUGGCAGUUUACGAAUCUAAUGAAGGAUCCUACGGGGGCACGAACCCUGCUCGGGUUCGACUUUGUGAAUUUCAUGUACAGCGUUGAGAACACACACGGCGUCGACGCCGCGAAAUGGGUCGAAGAAGCUGCAUUUAUGGCCCGCUGGUGGGUCGAAGAGAAUGGAAAGCGAUGGCGUUAUGGUCCCUAUGCCCACUAA